This is a messenger RNA of Boleophthalmus pectinirostris (great blue-spotted mudskipper), 5294 nucleotides long. It is a transcript of the gene ctdp1, whose product is annotated as CTD (carboxy-terminal domain, RNA polymerase II, polypeptide A) phosphatase, subunit 1. The record is from RefSeq and is a predicted model, not a curated record. NCBI's taxonomy places the organism in Eukaryota, Metazoa, Chordata, Actinopteri, Gobiiformes, Gobiidae. Gene Ontology annotation, cellular component: nucleus. The transcript has 14 exons. Bases 384 to 3185 code for a protein of 933 amino acids. Gene Ontology annotation, molecular function: RNA polymerase II CTD heptapeptide repeat phosphatase activity.
GAUGACAAUGUCCUUUCUGUUGACAUAUAAGCGAGAUGUGUGCUUCACAUCGCUGCUACGGCUGAAACUUCCUAUGUUCAGAACCAAAGAUUACAGAGAGAGAGAGAGUAUAGCCCGUUCACUUCCGGUUACGGCGAAAUCGUCGACACUGUAUUCGUAACCGGAAGCUGUCUGUGUUGACGCAGUGUAUCAGUUUCCUGUUUACGGGCGGGAAGAGCGAAACACGCUCGGAGAUCUGCAGCCGAGGGCACCACAUUUGUUUAAAUCUGACUCAGAGCCAUGCCGUGCAGCCUGUACUGACGCGCUGGACCUUAGCACAUCCACUGGGACAUACUUAGCGGGACGUUUGAAAAGUGCUGGGUGUUUUGGAGCUCCCGGAGCAGAUGGACGAGCCUCCCGCAGAGACAGGCGGCGGUGGCGGAGGCGCUGCGGCGGAGGGCCCCGUGGUGCAGGUGGAUCAGGUCUGUUUACCGAGCGGCGCUGUCCCUUUACGGCUCCUGGAGUGGAAAGUCAAACCCGGCUCUCUGAUCAACGUGGACUCUGUGCUGGCUCUGGCUGUCCCCAUUGCCCAAGAGAAGGACGCAGAGGGUGUCAGGCUCCCAGAGAAGAAGGUGAAGGCAGACCGUGCAGGAGUAGUGAAGGAGCUGUGCUGUCAAGUUGGACAAGUCCUUCCUCCCGGUGGUGUUAUUGUCAAAAUAGAGGAAUGCAGUCAUCCCAUAGUAAUGAAAGGGUUGUGUGCCGAAUGUGGCCAGGACUUGACACAGCUACAGAGCGCAAAUGGGAAACAGCAAGCUCCCAUCUCCACAGCAACAGUCUCCAUGGUGCACAGUGUUCCUGAGUUGAUGGUCAGCUCUGAGCAAGCAGAGCAGCUUGGGAGAGAAGACCAGCAAAGACUCCAUCGAAACAAGAAGCUGGUUCUGAUGGUGGAUUUAGACCAAACGUUAAUCCACACAACGGAACAGCACUGCCACAGAAUGUCCAAUAAGGGCAUUUUCCACUUCCAGCUCGGACGAGGGGAACCCAUGCUCCACACCAGGUUACGUCCUCACUGUAAGGAGUUCUUGGAGAAAAUUGCCAAACUGUAUGAACUCCACGUCUUCACAUUCGGGAGCCGACUUUAUGCGCACACAAUUGCAGGCUUCUUGGAUCCUGAAAAAAAACUGUUCUCUCAUCGGAUCCUGUCCAGAGAUGAGUGCAUUGAUCCUUUCUCGAAGACGGGAAAUCUUAGAAAUCUGUUCCCAUGUGGAGACUCAAUGGUGUGUAUCAUCGAUGACCGUGAGGAUGUGUGGAAGUUUGCACCUAACCUCAUCACUGUGAAGAAAUAUACCUACUUCCAGGGCACAGGGGACAUCAAUGCCCCCCCUGGCUCUCGGGAGGCUCAGAUGGCCAAGAAAGGAGGCCCAUUGAGUCGUCUGAUUGAGAGUGGCGAACCUUCAGGGUUGGCAGAUGAACAAAACAAUGGCCUCAGAAGAAAAACAAAGGAUCACGGCAAGGAGGAAUCUACAAGUUCAACUCAGGGAAAAACCACAAACGAACUGACACAUCCACCUGCCGCUGGAGGAGACGUUUCAGAAGCUCAGGGUAAAGAACUAGGGACUGAAGUAAGCAGUUUAACAGAGAACAAGGAGGACGAUGAAAGGACACUUGUCUCUAAGAAUACCAACGCCAACUCAUCAGCACCUGACCACAAAGCAAAUAAUCUGGAUUUUGACCUUUCCAGUGAUAGUGACAGUGACUCAAUAUCAGACAAACCUCUCAAAACAGACAGUGACAGUGAAGGCAAUGUGACAAAAGACAGAAAUUCUAAACAGGAAUUAGAAGAGACUGCAAAGGAAGGUGAGAUUAAAGCUGGGAAUAGUUCAGAGGGUGUGGCACUUCCAGACACAAACUUGGACAAUGGCUGCUCUGAUAAACAAGAACCCGAAACGGAAUCUCAAAAUAGUGAACAGUCAGGCGUCACCACAGGGGAAGAGAUUUUAGACCACAACAUGGAGGAUGAGGAGGAAGAAGACAUUGACCAGGACGAUCACUUGAUAUACUUAGAGGAGGUUCUAGAGAGGAUCCACGCAGAAUACUUCACUCGCUAUGACCGCUACCUGAAAAAGGAAGUCCCAGAAACGCCGGACAUUCGGAAGAUUGUACCGGAGCUGAAAGGCAAAACUCUGGAGGGAACAACACUGGUGUUCAGUGGGCUGUACCCAACCAACUAUCCGAUGGAGAGGACUAGGGAGUAUUACCACGCCAAAGCACUGGGGGCGAACAUCGGCAAGAGCCUCAUCUUCAAAGCUCAGGAUCCAAACCGAACAACGCACCUCAUCGCAGCACGGGCAGGCACAGAGAAGGUCCGGCAGGCACAGGCUUGUAAGCACCUCCAUGUUGUGAACCCCGACUGGCUCUGGAGCUGCCUGGAGCGCUGGGAGAGAGUAGAUGAGCGACUGUACCCUCUGAAGGAAGACUACUCCAAGAUGCCAAGGAGUAAUAGUCCAGCAGCGUUCAUAGAUGCACAGGGCUCCGUCAAGCAGCCAGUCUUUCAGCCAAUCCCUGUCCAGGCCAGAGCUCCACCCCCGCCCCCUGAGAUCCGCACCUAUGACUCGGUCACAGGGAAACUCAUCCGCAGGGGUCCUCCAGCUGCACGGCCCUCACCCUACCUCCAAGCCUCACCGUCCGACCCUUCUACUCUCAGGGGAAGCUCAGAAGACGAGCAGCCGGGGCCAUCUCGUCGCGAUCGGCAGCCAAGCAUGUCUGAAACCAUGCCUCUAUACACACUGUGCAAGGAGGACCUGGACAGCAUGGACAAAGAGGUGGACGACAUUCUUGGGGAGGAGAGUGACAAUGAUGAAAGUGAGAGCCAAGCGAAGGACAAAGCGAAAAAAGAAGAGGGGAGACAGAAGAGAGCAGGUCUAUCAUCAGGGCUGGGAUCUCAGGCGUUGGGUACAGAGGAGCAGAGCCAGCCAACAGCGAUCACAUCCAUGGAGAGUCAGUCACACAGCCAACAAAGGGGCCACAAACGCAAGCACGAUGAAGCCAAGGAGGAAGAGGAGGAGGAGGAUGACGAAGGAUCGAAGGCGGGGGCGGGCUCUGAUGAGGAGUCCUCCAAAGACUCUAAUGAGGAAGAGGAAGACAGCGGCUCAGAGGCAGACGAAAUGGCCGCAGCUUUAGAGGCAGAACUCAACGACUUCAUGUAAAAUUCAAAUCAGGAAAUGGACAAAUUUAGCGCUUACCCCCGAAAAAAAAAAAAAUAAUGUAAACGUGGUACCUAAAGCUAUUUUUCUGAACUUGUGUGUGUCCCGAGAGCUGAAUGUGCUGUACAGUUGACGCGCUGUGUAAAUAAGUGGAUAGAUUUUUGUAGCAUUGGUAUAUGAUAGCUUUUUGGAAAAACAUUUUGACGUUUUAUUGUGACGAAACCUAUAGAAGAGAUACGAUUUGAUACUUUUUUGUUUUACUUUUCCUAAUGUCAAUUUUUAUAUUGAUUUAAAAAAUAUAAGAAAAUAAAUAUAAAAAAUGAAAAUAAUACAUAUUAAAAGAAAAAGCUGGUUGAAAAUGCCAAAGAGUUUUCACAUAGUAUUGCUAGGAUGUGCAGCUAAAUAUUUUACUACAACAUUGUACUUUGUUUUGGCCGAUCUUUGGUGUCAUAAAUUUAAACAGUGGUUCUAGACAUUUGAAUGUGUUUUGUCACAUUUCUUCCACUUCUGAAUACUUUGUACUUCUAUAAAGUGAUUUUGUUGUUUUUUUAUGGACUAUUGGUGCACUAAUAACUUUAAAAAAAUAUGCCAGUUCUUCAUUUGCAUUUAGAAAUGAGAAAAAACUGCAUUGUCAUUGCUAAUAUUUUGCCAAAUACUUUUCUCAAUGUUCACAUUGUUACCAGCAAAAUUUAUCAUAACAUAGACCUUUUUUGGGCCUAAACGAAAGUGAUACAAACUAUUUACAUUUCCCAAAAUAUAUGUUUUAUUAUUCAUUGUUGUAUACUCAUGUAAUCUAUCUGUUUGAUAAAUAUUGGCAGCCCCUUAAGGACCUCUGCUGAGUGAACCACAGUCUUAUCCAAUUGAACAUAUAGUUUGGUUCUUUUAUCUGAAUUUCCUUCCUUGCUGUGGUCCGGUUCAGUUCAGAUUGGCAUGUGCUGACUCAUUACAUGGUCAAAGCCAUAGAUACUCAUGCGCUCCAUGGGACUUCGCUACAAAUCAUAGUAUGGGUGUGUGUGUGCUUAUUUUGCACAAAAAUUAGGUGUAUUUUACCAUAGCUUUGACAGCCAGACUUACCAACACAAAGUAAAGUAAGUUUGAUAGGCCAUAUGUUUGGAUUUAGGUACAUGGUCUCUUAUGUAAACGGUCAACAUCAUUUGGACAUGGAAACAGGGCUGGGCGCUAUGGCGAUUAAAAACUGAAUUAUAAUCUGAUUAAAACAUAACCUAUUUACUUUAUCAUGUUACCUUUAAUUGUUUUGAAAAUGCUAUAUUAGCUGAAAACAAUCUAUUUAAAGUUUCAGUUUUGGCUCUCCCACGCCCUUGCUCACCACACUAAGUUACUCCCUCUUCAGAGCACUAUUGCAGCACAAUCUACGUUUAUCCUGCUCAUAAAACCACUGCGCAUUGCAUCAGGUUUGUGAAGUUGGAGUGUAUUGUUUGUUUCAUUCUUUUGUAUAUUGUUUAGGCCUUGCAGGAGCGUGGGUUACAUAGACUUGUGGGAUGAGCAUUGGCCAGCCUUGCACUGCCAAAGAGGGUUUCGAACAGUGCUCAAGAUUACUCAAAGAUGCAUGGAUGACAUCUAAAACCACUUCAUGCAUGUUCUAGAUGAGGAAAAAUGUUAUAAUAUGAUUUUUGCAUAAUACCCUCUUUAUAUUACAUUUAAAAUAAAGCUUUUAGAAGCAAAAUGGUUUUAGCCAAAUGGCAUCUUUAUUGAUACACACAGCCUCAAUUACAGCCAUUAAAUAUAAAUGUCUAUAAUGGUGAUCUUUUUUGCUAUUGAUGCUCUUUUCUGCUACACCUAAACAUGAACUAAACAGUGCAAUACCACUCUGAACUGAACCAUUCCACUUCAAGAGUACACUUAUUGUAUAUUUUGUGAUAUCUUGUACUUCAAAGCCCCUUGUGCUAAUGUGCAUCCCUUCUACCACAUUUCCUAUGCAUUUGUAUUAUAUUAUAUAGAACAGCCCACAUCUCCUCUAUUGAAUGACCUUUAACUGGUUUAUUUUAUGCUUAUCCAAUGACAUACAUGUAUAGUGUUUGUAAAGUCUUGUUUCUCACUUGGCCCAGCGACGAAUAUCAAAAUCUCCACAAAUAAAUAUGUUGUUUGAACCUC